AAGAAGUUGUUUUAGGGCAAAAUUUUGCCCCAAUUCAAACGCGUGAACCCAUCCCCUUGCCCACGCCGAGUUGUUUUAGGGCAAAAUUUUGCCCCAAUUCAAACGCGUGAACCCGUCCCCUUGCCCACGCCACCAACACCUAGCUCCCUCCCCGGUCGCCGUCCUCCCUCUCCGGUCCCUCCCCGGUCGCCGUCUCUCUCUCUCUCGCUCUCGCUCUCCACGCCGUCGCCGCCGGUCGAGCCCACCACGUCCUCCCCAUUCGAGCCCGCCACCCUCCCCGUUCGAGCCCGCCGUCGCCGUCUCUCUCUCGCUCUCUAGCCCGGUCGAGCCCGCCACGGUCUCUCGCUCUCUAGCCCGAUCGAGCCCGGUCUCUCUCUCGCUCUCUAGCCCGAUCGAUCUCUCACGCCGUCGCCGCCGGUCGAGCCCGCCACCCUCCACGUUCGAGCCCGCCACCGCCGUCGCCCUCCCUCCGCCACCGCCGGCGUCCUCCCUCCCCGGAUUUUAUCUAGAUUCCCUGAGCUUAGAAUGAAGGCAGCUUCAAAGCGAGUCAAACGAGCAUACGAGGAUAGUGAAAGCAGCUUGGGAUCUGAGAGCGAUCCACAGAGCGAGAUGGAAUUGGAUCCUGCACAAUGGAAAAUGGAUGAUGAUGAUGAUGAUGCGAGUAAGAGUUUCUCCGAAGGAGAGAGCGAUCAAGAAAGUGAAAUGGAGGGAGAGGAUGAAGGAAGCGACCAAGAGCACAUUGAGGGGCAGAGAGAUGCAGAGAUGGAUGACCUUGAAAAGCAGUACCAUAGUCUUCGUAAUGAGGAGCAAAAUCUUUUGAAGAGUUUGAAGCGUCAUAAGGAUGAAGAUGCUCUAAAAGGACAAGCCGUGAAGAAUCAAAAGGCACUCUGGGACAGAACCUUGGAGCUCAGGUUCUUGCUGCAAAAAUCAUUUUCAAGUUCAAAUAGACUACCACAGGAACCUACUAGAUCCUUAUUUCACAAUUCAGAUGCAGUGGUUAAUCAAGCAUAUUUGGACCUAAUAUUGUCAUCCAAGCAGGCACUGAAUUGUAUGUUGGAGCUUCAGGAGGCUUUGAUUGAGCAAAAUCCUUUGAUUGUUCAAGGCGUAAAUGGAAACAGCAAAGAAUCCUGUAAGGAUGAAGACUGCUCUAAUAAUUUGAAGGGUGAGGAAGAUGAGGAGUGGCUACAAAUACACAGAAUGCAUCAAAGAAUAGCACAAUUCAGGAAUAACUCGGUAGACAAAUGGCAGAGGAAGGCACAGGUGACAACCGGUGCAGCUGCUUUUAAAGGCAAAUUGCAUGCAUUCAAUCAGAACAUUAGUGAGCAAGUAGCUGGUUACAUGAGGGAUCCGAGCAGAAUGAUUAAGAGGAUGCAAUUAAGCAGGUCUUCUGUUGGCAUGUUUGGAAAAGUUCCUGAGGAGGUUGAAAGUAGAAAAGAAGAGGAUGGGGAUGUGGAUGGAGAUCCUGAACUUCUGGAUGACUCUGAAUUUUACCAGCAACUCCUGAAGGAAUUCUUAGAGUCAUGCAAUGAUGCAUCAUCUGAGACAACAUUUUAUGCUUUGAAAAGAUUGCAGACUAAGAAACGCAAGGUAGUUGACCGUCGUGCUUCCAAGAGCCGCAAGAUAAGGUACAAUGUUCACGAGAAGAUUGUUAAUUUCAUGGCUCCAGUGCCGAUGGUUCUUCCUCCUAUGGCCCCAAAAUUAUUUGAAAACUUAUUUGGCAUGGGAAAUCAGAAGUCAGCCGCUGUAGUUUAAUCUAGCUGUGGGGAUGCCAUGAGAUGCAGCAAUCAUUAAACUGCAGUACUUGUGCCUCCUCUCCCUAGGAAGUGUGAUGUAGCAAUUUGUUAUAUAUAGAUGUGUAAUAAAUUUAAUUAUUUUUAAGAUGCUGUCGGUGCCAACUAGUUUUGCUUCUGUCAGUUCUGUGCUAUCACCUGUGAUUGAACUAAUGAUAAGUUGCACCUCUAGUGGGCAUAGGUAAGGCUGGCUUCUUUAGAAGGAUUCCAAGUGUACUUUGGGGUUUAACUUCUUUGAAUGAAAGACCUAAGAAAAAUUUCAUUUCCAGACA
Elaeis guineensis (African oil palm) is the source of this 2062-nucleotide messenger RNA. RefSeq lists its product as uncharacterized. Lineage: Eukaryota; Viridiplantae; Streptophyta; Magnoliopsida; Arecales; Arecaceae. The record is from RefSeq and is a predicted model, not a curated record. Gene Ontology annotation, cellular component: nucleus; nucleolus.